CUUACACACGCGCACACGGGGAACCUCAUGGUGGAGAAGUGAAGUUGUCCGGUAAAAACACAUGUUUUCUGUUUAGUCUCCCUCUAAUAAGACAAAAUGUCGCAAUUGCAAGCCAGAUUCUUCACCGAGAACAAAAAGUAUCUGAUAGAUGAUGUUCCCUUCUCCAUCCCUGCUGCCUCUGAAGUGUCAGAUCUCAGUGGAAUCAUCAAUAAACUGCUGGAAGUUAAGAAUGCCGGACACAAGCAAGUUGAGUUCGACUUCCUGGUGCGAGGGCAGUUUCUGCGCACCUUACUGGCCAAUCACAUGGAGACGGAGAACAUCUCAACGGAGGACGUAGUUGAGAUCGAGUAUGUGGAGAAAUUCACGGCGCCGCAGCCGGAGGAGUGCAUCAUGCAUGAUGAUUGGAUCAGCUCUGUCCACGCAGAUUCUGAGUGGAUCCUCACGGGCUCUUAUGAUAAGACGGCUCGGAUCUGGUCGAUGGAAGGGAAGGCGGUGAUGACCGUGGCCGGACACACUGAUGUUGUGAAGGAUGUGUCAUGGGUGAAGAGAGACGGUCUGAGCUCUGUGUUUGUCACGGCAUCUCUGGAUCAAACCAUCCUGCUGUGGGAGUGGAAUUCAGAGAGGAACAAAGUGAAAGCCAGACACUGUUGCCGUGGACACGCGGGAAGCGUUGACACGGUUGCCGUCGAUCCCACCAGAACGAAAUUCUGCAGCGGUUCGUGGGAUAAAAUGCUUAAAGUUUGGUCAGCGGUACCAACAGAAGAGGAGGACGAGAUGGAGGAACCAAACAGACCCCGCAAAAAGCAGAAGACUGAGCAGAUGGGGCUCACGCGGACCCCCCUCAUGACACUGUCGGGUCAUAAUGAAGCCGUGUCUUCUGUGCUCUGGUUGGAUGAGGAGCUGUGCAGUGCAUCAUGGGAUCACACCAUCCGCCUUUGGGACGCGGAAACUGGCGUGCAGAAGAGCACCUUAACGGGCAGUAAAGUGUUUAACUGCAUCUCGUACUCUCCGCUGUGUCGCCGCUUGGCCUCUGGCAGCACUGACAGACACGUGCGUCUGUGGGACCCGAGAUCUAAAGAUGGCUCUCUGGUUCUAGUCUCACUGACGUCUCAUAAUGGUUGGGUGACGACGGUCAAGUGGUCUCCUUCCAAUGAGCAGCAGCUGGUUUCAGGAUCUCUAGACAAAAUGGUGAAACUGUGGGACGUCAGAAGUUAUAAAGCGCCGCUCUAUGAUCUUGCUGCUCACGAAGACAAAGUUCUGUGUGCUGACUGGACAGAGAACGAGUUGAUUUUGAGUGGUGGAGCAGAUAACAAACUCUACACAUACAGAUACUCGGCCUGCAUUACUGAUGCAGGGGCAUAAAACAACACAUCUGAUAUUUGACAUCAGUGUCAACCUGGAACCACAACCUGAAGAUGUUUUUUUUACUGUAAAACCAGCCAUAAAUGGACAAGAACUCAUCACUCGGAGAAAAACACACAGGACCGAAACACGAAACGCACGCAGAAUGGCUUUCUGAGUAUUAUAAUUAAAAAUAGAGAAGAAUAUAGGUAUAAUAAAUCUUUUUUUUGCUUUCUAUUCAAACCCGUUUAUGCAAGAAUGUUUUUUUUAUGAAACUUGUGUUAAUGAAUGAGGUACAGUUUUAUGCUGUGGUUUGAUAAAUGGUGUGCUUAAAGGGAUACUUCACCCAAAAAUGACCAUUCUGUCAUUUACUCACCCUCAUGUUAUUUCAUUCCUGUUUAAAUUUAAAAAAGAUAUUUGGAAGAAUGUCAGAAAAUUUUCAGUUCCGGGAAAUCAUUGACUACCAUAGUAGGAAGAAUUAAAUGGUAGGUGGCCCAGAGCGGUUUGCAUUCGUAAAUUCUUCAAAACAUCUAAUUUUGUGUUCAACAGAACAAAUACAAAAUCUUUUUUGAUAGUGGAUGUACCAGAACUGAAAAUUGCUGACAUUCUUCCAAAUAUCUUUCUCUGUGUUCAGCGGAACAAAAAAACAUACAGGUUUGAAACAACCUGAAGAUGAGUAAAUGAUGACAGAUUUUUUUUGGGGGGUGAACUGUCCUCUUAACACAGUGUCUGAACUCCUCCUUGUCUCUGAUUUUAAUCAGCUGCGUUUUCAUAUAUAACAAUAUUACAUUGUGUAAAUGUUUAAGACUUGUUUGUUGUGUAAACAUACAUUUUACUGUUGUUGUUUUGAAAAUUAAAAAUGAAAAUCUGUUCAGAGAA
Triplophysa dalaica is the source of this 2220-nucleotide messenger RNA. It is a transcript of the gene wdr12, whose product is annotated as WD repeat domain 12. The transcript is spliced from 13 exons. The record is from RefSeq and is a predicted model, not a curated record. NCBI's taxonomy places the organism in Eukaryota, Metazoa, Chordata, Actinopteri, Cypriniformes, Nemacheilidae. Bases 97 to 1362 code for a protein of 421 amino acids. Gene Ontology annotation, cellular component: preribosome, large subunit precursor; PeBoW complex. Gene Ontology annotation, molecular function: protein binding. Gene Ontology annotation, biological process: maturation of 5.8S rRNA from tricistronic rRNA transcript (SSU-rRNA, 5.8S rRNA, LSU-rRNA); ribosome biogenesis; maturation of LSU-rRNA from tricistronic rRNA transcript (SSU-rRNA, 5.8S rRNA, LSU-rRNA).